GAGGAGCCAGGGAGGCGGGUGUGGAGGAGGUCAUUCCUGGCUGAGACCUGAAGGGCACAUGAGAGCUCACGGGGAGAUGGUGGGGAGCGAGCUACUCUGGCAGAACUAAAUGUCAUGGGGCACAAAUAAAUAGGAAGAGCCUGCAGCUCACUGGCACUUGGAGGCUCCCGAAGGAGGCUGCCUGUCGCCCAAGCACAGAGCCAAAAAGGAUGCAGUCUAGGAGGGAAGAAUCACAAGCCCUGUAAGAUGAGUGGAGCCAAACCCCCAGCCAAGCACCAAUACAGAACCCCAGGACAAUGAGGACACCCCCCUGCCCAUAGCUUCCUGUGCAGUCACCAAAAGUGCCAAAAUGGACCAGCAAAUGGCACUCACAUGGGGGCUGUGCUACAUGGCACUGGUGGCUCUCUGCUGGGGACACGGGGUGACAGAGGUAGAAGAAACAGUCCCUCUGAAGACUCUGCAGUGCUACAAUGACUACACCAACCACAUCAUCUGCAGCUGGGCAGACACGGAGGAUGCCCAGGGGCUAAUCAACAUGACCCUCUAUCACCAUCUAGAGAAGAAACAGCCAGUGUCCUGUGAGCUCAGUGAGGAACUCAUGUGGUCAGAGUGCCCGUCAUCCCACCGCUGUGUGCCCAGAAGAUGUGUCAUCCCCUAUACACGAUUUUCCAUCACAAACGAAGACUACUACUCCUUCCAGCCAGAUCGUGAUCUGGGCAUCCAGCUCAUGGUCCCACUUGCCCAGCAUGUGCAGCCACCCCCUCCCAAGAACGUCAGCAUCAGCUCCUCUGAGGAUCGUUUCCUGCUGGAGUGGAGUGUGUCCCUUGGGGAUGCCCAGGUCUCCUGGCUUUCAUCAAAGGACAUAGAGUUUGAAGUGGCUUAUAAGCGGCUUCAGGACUCCUGGGAGGAUGCCUCCAGCCUCCACACUACCAACUUUCAGGUGAAUUUCGAGCCAAAGCUAUUCCUACCCAACAGCAUCUAUGCUGCCCGUGUGCGCACUUGGCUGUCCCCGGGUUCAAGCUUGUCUGGGAGACCCAGCAGAUGGAGCCCAGAGGUUCAAUGGGACUCCCAGCCAGGGGACAAGGCCCAGCCACAGAACCUUCAAUGCUUCUUUGAUGGGAUCCAGUCCCUCCACUGCUCCUGGGAGGUGUGGACCCAGACGACUGGCUCUGUUACCUUUGGGCUCUUCUAUCGCCCCAGCCCUGCAGCUCCGGAGGAGAAAUGCUCUCCGGUGGUGAAGGAGCUGCAGGCCAACGUCUACACCCGCUACCGCUGCAGUCUACCUGUGCCUGAGCCCAGGGCACACAGCCAGUACACAGUCUCUGUUAAGCACCUGGAACAAGGGAAGUUAAUCCUGAGCUAUGACCACAUCCAGAUGGAGCCUCCAACCCUCAACCUGACCAAGAACAGAGACAGCUACAGCCUGCAUUGGGAAACUCAGAAGAUGGCUUACUCAUUCAUUGAGCACACAUUCCAGGUCCAGUACAAGAAGAAAUCGGACAGCUGGGAGGACAGCAAGACAGAGAACCUAGAUCGAGCCCAUAGCAUGGACCUGCCCCAGCUGGUGCCAGACACCACAUACUGUGCCAGGGUGAGGGUCAAGCCCAUCUCUAACUACGAUGGGAUCUGGAGCGAGUGGAGCAAUGAGUACACUUGGACGACUGACUGGGUGAUGCCCACGCUGUGGAUAGUCCUCAUCCUCGUCUUUCUCAUCCUCAUCUUGCUCCUGGUCCUUCGCUUUGGCUGUGUCUAUGGGUACAGGACGUACAGGAAGUGGAAGGAGAAGAUCCCCAACCCCAGCAAGAGCCUCCUGUUCCAGGGUGGAGGUAAAGGUCUCUGGGCUCCUGGCAGCAUGGCAGCCUUCGCCACUAAGAACCCCCCUCCCCAGGGGCCACAGAGCAGGCUUCUUGCUGAGCAACAGGGGGUGUCAUAUGCACAUUUGGAAGACAACGACCUGUCACCUCUCACUAUAGAGGACCCUAACAUAAAUCGAGAUCCACCACCUGGUCCUGAUACAACCCCAGCUGCCUCAUCUGAAUCCACAGAGCAACUUCCCAAUGUUCAACUAGAGGGACCAACUCCUUCUAGCAGACCUAGGAAGCAAUUACCCAGCUUUGACUUCAAUGGGCCCUACCUGGGGCCUCCCCAAUCCCACUCCCUGCCUGAUCUCCNAGNCCAGCUGGGUUCCCCCCAGGUGGGUGGGAGCCUGAAGCCAGCACUGCCAGGCUCCUUGGAGUACAUGUGUCUGCCCCCUGGAGGUCAAGUGCAACUGGUCCCAUUGUCCCAGGUNAUGGGGCAGGGACAGGCUGUGGAUGUGCAGUGUGGGUCCAGCCUGGAGACCUCAGGGAGCCCUUCUGUGGAGCCAAAGGAGAACCCUCCAGUUGAGCUGAGUGUGGAGGAACAGGAGGCAAGGGACAACCCAGUGACUCUGCCCAUAAGCUCUGGGGGCCCUGAGGACAGUAUGNUGGCCUCUGAUUAUGUCACUCCUGGNGAUCCGGUGCUCACUCUGCCCACAGGGCCCCUGUCUACCUCUCUGGGCCCCUCUCUAGGGUUGCCCUCAGCCCAAAGUCCCAGUCUCUGUCUUAAGCUGCCCGGGGUCCCCUCUGGAAGCCCUGCUCUAGGGCCACCAGGGUUUGAGGACUAUGUGGAGCUGCCUCCAAGUGUGAGCCAGGCUGCCAAGUCCCCUCCAGGCCAUCCUGCUCCUUCUGUGGCAAGCAGCCCCACAGAGAUCCCAGGAGAGCCCAGGGAGGAAGUGGGCCCAGCAUCCCCACAUCCCGAAGGCCUCCUUGUUCUUCAGCAGGUUGGGGACUACUGCUUCCUCCCUGGUCUGGGACCUGGCUCCCUCUCACCACACAGCAAGCCACCCUCUCCAGGUCUGUGUUCUAAGACUGAGGACCUAGACCAGGACUUGUCUGUGAAAAAGUUUCCCUAUCAGCCCAUGCCCCAGGCGCCAGCCAUUCAGUUUUUCAAGUCCCUAAAGCAUCAGGACUACCUGUCUCUGCCCCCUUGGGACAAUAGCCAGUCUGGGAAGGUGUGCUGAGUCUGUCCCCUCCAAAAUCACCAGCAGCCCGGCACCUCAGCCUGUGGUCCUCAGCCUGAGCAUCAUCACAGAAGCCUCACUGAGUUCACACUCCUUCUUGCUCCCAGCCCUGACCCAGCAAUACCCCGCCUGUGCUUUUCUCUUCCCCCUCUGUCCCUCUUCCCCUCCCUCUACCCCCCCAAUCUCUCUCUCUCUCUCUCUCUCCAGUUUUCUGCCUUCUAUGGGAACUUCCUUCCUGUCCCUCUGACCUGUUGGAGUGGGGAUGAGGCCUGUGAGGGUGAGCUCUGCAUGGUCUGUUUAGGGUUGAAGAACUGCUAAGGUCGGCUUGUCCACCACAGUCAUUGAUGAUAACACAGCACAUUUCUGCCUCUGUGUGAAAGGUGGGAGGCUCAGGUGAGCCCCUUGGGAGGUCAGACUGUAAAAUUGGGCAGGCUCUUGUCACUCCAAGAAUAGACAUGAUCCUCUAUGGUUGUCUGAAGCUCCUGGGGAGACCUGGGGAACCUUGUAGAGGGUAUUUGGUACCCUCCUUAUAUACAGAAAUCACUAAUGUGGACAAAGCUGGACACAGCUAUGGCCAGGCUGGAGGGAUGAGAAGCAAUGGAGAGAGCUGGGCGUCUAGAACUCAUGGUGUCAACUGCAGACGAGCUUAGUUGUGGAUCCCGGACAGCACACCCCGAGACUAAGUCUAGACAGCUGAGCUGUUCGUUCGUUCUCCCUCCAGAGCAAAUCCCGGAUACCUGUGCUCCCACUGGCCUCAGAUGAGGGUCUGCUGUUUGACUGUGGCCCUUGGCCAUCACCACCCUCUUGACAAUCCAGGCACAAUGCCAUUACCUCAUUCUGUUCUCACUGGAGUUGUUGGUUCAUGGUCACGUUUGCACGUGGCCUUUGUGUGUGUCUCGAGCAUAGGCUUUUUGGGUGGCAGCCAGGAAGUAGAGUUGGAGAGCUCAUGAACAGUUUUGUGCUUCAGAGUGUCUUUUUUGGAUGAAACUGAAUAGCUCUUUCCACGUGGCCUCUUGUGGGCCACAUGUGUCUCCCCAGUGUCCUAAUUUUGUGCAGGAGGCACACCAGCUCUGUCAGCCAUUGCGUGUCUGCAUUGCUGUGAGAUGGGUUGCCGAGCCACACCUGUCUUUGGGGCCCUGUUUGCAGUGGCCUUUGCUGUAAGUGUACAUGUGCCCUUGUUUAUGUUCUUUCGGUUCCUUCUGUGUCUAAAGCCUUGAGUGGGAGACUUGAACUUUUCUAGAACACAUGCUCACUCUACAGAGUUCAGUCUUUAUGUGUUCUAUGACCUGGAGUCAGUGGACAUUGUAUCAUUUCUUCACCUAUUUGUGCUCUGUCGGGCACUCCAUGAUCCACCAAGUCAUGAACUGGAUCUGGUCUGUCCUAUCCCCUGGCCUCACUCACAUGAUGGCAGACAUAGAAUGCGGCAGCUCAAAUGUCCCUUGGUCUCUGUUCAUUGCAGCAAAGAAAACCACUAACAUCUUGAGUGUGUUGCAGUGGCAAUGUUCAACAUCAGCCUUUCAAUACUUUCCAAAGUGACCACUCUAGAGAAACAAACAGGAGUGGCCUCCAUGUUAAGAUAUGAAUGCCAAAAUGCCUUGCAUAAGAGGAAAUAUUGUAAUAAAAAUGUUUACAUACAAUAAAACAGCAAAA
Messenger RNA from Mus caroli (Ryukyu mouse), 4690 nucleotides. Its product is annotated as cytokine receptor common subunit beta. Gene Ontology annotation, biological process: cytokine-mediated signaling pathway; immunoglobulin mediated immune response. The record is from RefSeq and is a predicted model, not a curated record. Gene Ontology annotation, cellular component: external side of plasma membrane; membrane. Gene Ontology annotation, molecular function: cytokine receptor activity; protein binding. NCBI's taxonomy places the organism in Eukaryota, Metazoa, Chordata, Mammalia, Rodentia, Muridae.